GUGCACUUCCCACCUUCACCAACAUCCAUGGAUACUACAGCCAAUCUAGCAAUACGCCGACAAUUCGAAUAUGGAUGCUACGGCUGAGCAGACGGCUGAGGAAACGGCGCAGCACUCCUCCGCGGCUACCCAAACUCCCAUCGAAGUUCACCUUGAAGAUCUCCCAUCCAACGAGAACUGCACAUUCACAGAAGAGUUCGAACUUCCCAGCCCCGCCGAAGUCCGCGCUCGCGCCGAAGAACAAGGCAUAGACACCCUCCGCUCCUUCCGCCCAGACCCAGUGAUCUAUCCCGAACUGCAUCUCCUCGUGAAAUGGGGCGAAGGCGUCUCGAUCGCGGAAGGUCAAACGUUUCGCUUCAUCUCUAGAAAUCUUCAGGCUUCCGUACCCGUCCCGCAGAUCUACGGCUGGAAGACAGACGGCAAUCAAACAUUCUUGUACAUGGAACUCGUAGCCGGCGACACCCUAUCAACCCGAUGGCCCACCUUGUCCUCUCCCGAAAAAGACCAUAUCUGCGAUGAACUCCGCACAAUGCUCCAAUCCUGGCGCCGCAUCGUCCAGUCUCCGAGCGCUCAAGGCGGACCGACACUAAGCGCUCUGAACGGUCAACCUUUGCGCGACAUCCUCUUCUCCGACGCUCUAUCCCUCCCUACCGCUCCUUUCCCUUCCGUCUCCGCCUUCCACGACCAUCUCGCCACGCUCGUCAGCAGCAAACGUUCUCGCCCUGAGAUUCCCGAACUCCACGGUCUUAACGACUCCGCAGCCGUAGUCUUCACGCACAGCGAUCUCGAUCAGUCAAACAUUCUGAUAUCCGCGGUGGACGAUGGACCAGUGCGGCUCGUAGCGGUGAUCGACUGGCAUCAGUCAGGGUGGUAUACGGAGAACUGGGAGGCGUUGAAAGCGUUGAGUGUCGGUGAGCCCGGGUCCGAGUGGGUGGAGAAGUGGCUUCCGAAGGUAGUUGGCACGCCGGACGAGGGGUAUCAUUAUGCGUUUGAGUUUAUUUCAUUGGCGGCUCUGUAG
Messenger RNA from Zymoseptoria tritici IPO323, 1018 nucleotides. RefSeq lists its product as uncharacterized. Bases 71 to 1018 code for a protein of 315 amino acids. The record is from RefSeq and is a predicted model, not a curated record. NCBI's taxonomy places the organism in Eukaryota, Fungi, Ascomycota, Dothideomycetes, Mycosphaerellales, Mycosphaerellaceae. The transcript has a single exon.